CAAUCAAAAUGAGAGAGAGAGAGAGCGAGACUCUAGAAAACCCACAGACAAACCGGUUGAGACUUGAGAGUUGUUAAGACUUCAAGAGAGACUCAGAAAAUCGAGCAAUUUGUUUGCAUUUCCAGACCACCCGCCAAAAAACCGUUGAAGCAGUUGGUUUUAACGAAACCCUAAAUUCUAACAGAGCUUUAAGAAGAUCGAACGCAGAAGGAGAUCUUCUCCAGGUGUUCUGUAAUUACGGUACUAGGACUCUCCCACAUUCUUCCUUUUCCCCUCAUUUGGUUUCACUUCCAUCGCAUAAUUUUUCAAUUCUCAACCAUGAUCCAUUGGAUUAUCUGUCAAUUUGUAUUUCCUCUCUUAUUUGAUCUAAUUUGGCUAGAACUUGACCGAAAAAUCUCAUUUCGAUGGAAAAUUCAAUCACGAAACGAUUGAGCCUCCAAAACGAGAUUUUGAACUGGUUGAAGGAAUUCUCCGAGAAGUUGCAAAGUAGAGCAAAUGCUGUUACGUUGGAAGUACAUGACCUUGUGGAUCAGACUGGCAUUGUGGAACAAGAUAUGAAAAACACCCUGAAUUCUUUCAGAAGUUUAUUGUAUCAUCAAUCUACAUAUAAUAGAAUAUCUGGAGAAGAAACAUCUGGCGAGAUGGAGGAAGAUACCGAAAAUUUGGGUACUGCAGGCAUACCUGCUCAGAGUUACGAAAAUGAUAUUCUGCCCAGAUAUAAAGAGGCUAUUUCUCUUGGAUUUAGUUCUUACCGGAAUCACAUCCAGAAAAGAAACUUAACAUCGUCAGUUGGAUCCAGUUUUGUUACCGGGUUAGUUCAUGAUCCACUUCCCCAUAUAAUUGGUUCUGAAGAGUAUGUUCAUGACAAUCGCUGUGGUUUAACAGACACAGAGGAUUUGAUAUUAGAGAGGGAAUCACUUAAUUUCAGCAACAUAACAGAACCAAAAGGAAUAUUAUAUUCUGAUGGAGGAAGCCUCGGCUCUGAUACUUUGUUGAGUGGAGACUUAUUUGGGGGAGAACAAGAACCGUUUUGGAAGGCAAGUUGGUGGAUCGUCAUAUUUGUUGUUUUGUCAACAUCAGCACAUAAUUAUAUGUACCUAGUGCCUUCUUGCAAACCCAGUAUGCCUCUGAGUGUAUGUAUAUAUAUAUAUAUACAUAUUUAGCACCUGUCCCUCCUGUGGUGUCAUAACAUUAAUUGUCCUAGCUAAGCAACACAAUAUCCUUUUCCAUAAUCUGGGGGUAAAAAGAGUUCUGGUCUGUUACUGUGUGAACCUGACUGAGAAUAACAUCAAGCAGCAUGAGGUCAUGGCACAUAAAAAAAUGUCAAGGCUUAUAGUAUAGCGUGUAUGUACCAGAAUUAGUGGAUGCUGCGAAAGGGAGUGGCGAUGCCAUACGCAAAAAGGAAGAGACUCAUAGAAUGGAAGAGGCAAAUAGAGCUUUUGCACAUUUUCAUUAUUCCAUGAACAGGAUCUAUAUAGAAACAUUGAUGCGGUUGGGCGAAGGAAUAUUUAGUUACUUUUUUUUUUGUGUUUGAUUUAUUUCCUUUUUAAAAUAGCUUGGGAGUCAAGUUUAUUUGAGUAGGAUCUUAGUCUCUAAUUUAGAGUAGUUUCCCUUUUCAAUUUGUUUCCAUUAAUGGAUGUUAUUUUCCUUUAAGUAGCUAUGUGAGACGAUGGAGUUUUUUUCAGUUUGGAAUUGAAUAGUUGAAUGAAUGUUUAUGGCUGCCGUGAGGCUUGCAUAUCUCUCUCUUCUUCUUUGAUCUUCUUCUUCUUUCUAAUUCUUCAUACUUUCCUGCUGUAUUUUCCUUUACCUGGAGCUGCUCUGUUUCUGGCGACAGUUGCAUCCCUACACAAGCUCAUCGAUCUCCAUAGUGUUUGACCUGUUUGGGCUGAGGCUUUGGUCGAGGGUUCCCUACCCUUGGGCGACCCAAGCCCUUGAGAUAGGGCUUGGAAAUCUUUCACGGCUGUGAGAACCAACCUCUACUGAUACAACCGGCUAAUAUACAGCUAAUACAGCCACUCUAGAACUCCGACACUGAACAAGUACAAA
Messenger RNA from Macadamia integrifolia, 2046 nucleotides. RefSeq lists its product as uncharacterized. The coding region runs from base 405 to 1163 and encodes 252 amino acids. NCBI's taxonomy places the organism in Eukaryota, Viridiplantae, Streptophyta, Magnoliopsida, Proteales, Proteaceae. The transcript is spliced from 5 exons. The record is from RefSeq and is a predicted model, not a curated record.